Budorcas taxicolor (takin) is the source of this 1166-nucleotide messenger RNA. Its product is annotated as KATNB1-like protein 1. The record is from RefSeq and is a predicted model, not a curated record. The transcript has a single exon. NCBI's taxonomy places the organism in Eukaryota, Metazoa, Chordata, Mammalia, Artiodactyla, Bovidae. Bases 1 to 915 code for a protein of 304 amino acids. Gene Ontology annotation, molecular function: microtubule binding. Gene Ontology annotation, cellular component: nucleolus.
AUGGCAUCUGAAACCCACAAUGUUAAAAAACGCAACUUUUGUAAUAAUACUGAGGAUCAUUCCAUUGAUCUUCCUAGAAAAAGGAUCUCUAAUUUCACUAAUAAGAACAUGAAGGAGGUUAAGAAAUCUCCAAAACAGUUGGCUGCUUACAUAACUAGAACAGUUGGACAAGCUGUGAAAAGCCCAGAUAAACUACGUAAGGUGAUCUAUAGAAGAAAGAAAGUUCAUCAUCCUAUUCAAAAUCCUUGUUACAGAAAAAAGCAGUCCCCUAAAAGUGGGGGCUGUGUCAUGGCAAAUAAAGAAAAUGAACUGGCUUGUGCAGGCCACCUCCCUGAAAAAUUACGGCAUGAGAGUCGAACAUAUUUGAUUAACUCCAGUGAUUCUGGUUCUUCACAGACAGAAAGCCCAUCAUCAAAAUAUAGUGGCUUUUUUUCUGAGGUUUCUCAGGACCAUGAAGCAAUGGCACAGGUUUUGUUCAGCAGGAAUUUGAGACUGAAUGUAGCUUUAACUUUCUGGAGAAAGAGAAGUAUUAGUGAACUUGUAGCAUAUUUAGUAAGGAUAGAGGACCUUGGAGUUGUGGUAGAUUGCCUUCCCGUGCUCACCAAUAGUUUACAGGAGGAAAAACAGUAUAUCUCACUUGGCUGCUGUGUAGAUUUGUUGCCUCUAGUAAAGUCACUACUUAAAAGCAGAUUUGAAGAAUAUAUAAUAGUUGGUUUAAACUGGCUUCAAGCAGUCAUAAAAAGGUGGUGGUCAGAACUAUCAUCCAAAACAGAAGUUGUGAAUGAUGGAAAUAUUCAGAUUUUAAAACAGCAAUUAAGUGGGUUGUGGGAGCAGGAAAACCAUCUUACUUUGGUUCCAGGAUAUACUGGUAAUAUAGCCAAGGAUGUAGAUGCUUAUUUAUUACAGUUGCAUUGAAAGACUUCAUCUAUAGCAUUUGGCUAUUCAAAACAUCCUUGGACUAUAUGAUUUCCCCAAAAAUAUCUCAUCUGAGAACUGUGAACUAUGGAAGAAAUCAAAACCAUUUUUUCCUCUAAAGAAACGUAUGAUGAAACCACUAAUGAAAUGCUACCGAUCUGCUUCACAUUGAAGUGGAAAAAGAUCCAAAAGGAGCAGCUUCAGCUUCAAUGAGGUGAAAGUGCACUACGAAGAUUGUUCACCUCUGCUGC